Molecule: messenger RNA, 1215 nt
Organism: Sipha flava (yellow sugarcane aphid)
Lineage: Eukaryota; Metazoa; Arthropoda; Insecta; Hemiptera; Aphididae
Exons: 3
Coding region: 1-1215 (404 amino acids)
Source: RefSeq, a predicted model, not a curated record
AUGCAUUAUGGUGAUGUUAUUGCAUCAGAUGCAGAUAUAGCAAAUAUAUUUGCAAGUAUUUUCAAAUCCGUUUAUAGAUCACCAUUACGUCCUCCACAAUGGAAUGUUGAAAAUAUUGGAAUUAAACCAUUUUCAUUUUUGCCCUCUAGACUUACUAUUGAAUUAAAGGAGGUAGAAGAAAGUUUAUUAUCUCUGAGAACAACUAAGAGUCGUGGACCUGAUGUUAUAUCAGCUCAAUUUUUAUUUAGUAUCAGAGCACAGUUAAAAUAUCCACUGUUCUUAUUUAACCUCUCAUUAGUCGAGAGUAUAUUUCCAUCAAUAUGGAAAACGAGUCAAGUAAUACCUAUUUAUAAUACAGGAGACCCAAGGUCAGUAUUUAAUUAUCGUCCAAUUUCUGGUUUACCUCUAAUUGGUAAACUAUUUGAAAAGAUUGUCCAUAAACGUAUUGAACGUAGAUUUAAAUUAGUUUUAUCAACAAAUCAACAUGGGUUUUAUAGCCGUCGUUCCACAACAACUAGUGCAUUAGAAUUUUCUUCAUUCAUCAAGGAUAGUUUCAAAAAUAUUAGUCAAGUUGAUGUUAUAUUCACUGAUAUUUCUAAAGCUUUCGACUCAAUAAAUCAUAAAGUGUUAAUUUAUAUUCUAGAUAAAUUAGUCACUUCUGGAGUCCCACAAGGUGGGCAUAUGUCACCACUUUUUAUUCUAAUGAACUCCUUAUGUGAAUCUGUUGACAGCAAAUUACUACUAUUUGCUGAUUAUUUAAUUGCGUUCGUUCUGAGUAUUUCACUACAAAAAUCGUUAAAUAAGUUAGUUAAUUGGUGUAAUACAGUUAGAUCAAUUGUAGAGUAUGGGUCUGUGGUAUGGUCCCCAAGAACCAAAUGUGAUAUAAUUCAAAUUGAACGUGUUCAACACCGUUUUUUGAAUAUGGUUUCUCGAUCAAUGGGCAUUAUUCACGAACCCCAUGAUUACAAACCCGUCUUAACAGCACUCAAUCUAUCCACCCUGAGCGAAAGAAGAAAUAUUAGUGAAAUUAAACUUUUAAAUUAUUUAGUUUCUGGCGUAAUUGAUUCACCAUGCUUGCUAUCUAGAAUAGGUUUUCGUAUUCCAGGAACAACCCGUUCACGUGACCCUUACUAUCUUGUCCUAGUGGUAAGGAAAUAUUUGGAUGAUGAACCUUUGAGGAGAACUAUGUCUUUAGUUAAUAGUCAAACUAAUUAA